GCUCGUGGGAACCACAUCCCGCGUACGCUCGGCCCUUUCAUUUCCGAUUCCCGUCUGGCGAAAUGCUGUUGGCGGAUAUACUCAUUCAUCUGCUGAUUCCCGCAAGACGGUAAGCAGAAAAGUAAAAAAGGCAUGCAGCUGACUUGAUUUUCUCCAACAAAAUUUUACUUCUUCUUCAAAUUUUCAAGAAUUUUUCCGGGUGAGGAGAAAAGGAACGGCAGUGAUCUACGGAGUAGGUUCAUGGCUGUGUCGACGGCGACGGUGUCGUUUCUGAACGGAGAGAGAGCCGUGGUCGUCCUGGUAGUCGCUCGCAUCCUGUUCUCUCUCCCAUCCUCUCUCCUCUUCCAUGGCGUCUCCCUUUCGCUACUUUUACUCGCCGCACUCUUCCUAGAGAUUCGUGCCGAAAUUUCGUCAUCACUUCCAACUGUCUUCAACGCCAGGCCAGGUGCAUCGUCGGGUAUAUUACUAGGGGCGGUGGCGCUGCCGGCUGUCAUGCUCUCAAAACUGAUACUGUUGAGAAGAGCAUAUUUACUUCACGAAAUUGAACCUGAAGAGCUUGAACAUAUAACAAUGCAAUACUGGGCUACAUCAGCUAGCUGCUGUGGCGUACUCAUAUUUCUCUGGAUCAUUUUGUGGCGUGAAUCCAGGAAUGUGCACCCUUCUUCAUCACGUGGCAUAUGGGAGCCAAAAUUUAGCUUAAGCUGCAUACUUUUAUAUGCAGCAUUGUGCCUUGUGUCCCUUGCUACAAUAUCUCAUACUGGCCUUAAUGCCGCAUUAAAGUGGUUGUGGAUACUCUUUCAUGGCUUCGCAUCUGUGAAAUUGAUUCAACAUCUUCUCUGCACCUUCCCAUAUUGUGCUUCUAUUGGUCUGUCUUCUUUUAAUUUUUUUCCCUUUAAGGAUGAGGCAAAAGAUAAAGAACAGCCAACCUCUGCCGAUUAUAUCCCAGUUCAGCCCUUCUUGUAUAAAUAUGAUGUGAGAAGUGAGAUAAGCAUAAUUAUUCAGGGAGUGCUGCUUGGCCUUCUUCUUGUCCCGCUGGUAUUUAAAUUUGUCCUCCAUGUAUACAGACGUUCUUUCGGGAAGAGCUGCUCAGAGAGGGGGACUGACAAUGAGAUUGUGAAAUCGCUUAUAUUCUUUUCUUCCCUUGGAUUUAUCUUGCUCACAAUUGUUCCUUCCUGGAUGCAAUUUGUUCAAGAUUUUAAUCAGCAUCCAUUACUAUGGGUUAUUACAUUUGUUUUCUCAGAGCCGUUUAAGAGAUUAUCUUUAUGUGUCUAUUGGGUAUGCUUGAUAUAUGCAUCUGUCUUGCGGUUUUACAACAUUUCAAGGAAGAGUAAGAUGGAGAGGAUUCUUCUUCGAAAAUAUUACCAUCUGAUGGCUGUGUUGAUGUUUCUACCGGCGCUUAUCUUCCAGCCAAAAUUUCUUGAUCUAGCAUUUGGUGCAGCUUUGGCAGUUUUUUUGGUACUAGAAAUUAUUCGAGUCUGGAGAAUUUGGCCCCUGGGGGAAAUUAUACAUCAAUUUAUGAAUGCUUUCACUGACCCACGUGACUCAUGUCUCAUGUUAGGUAUCCACUUUUCACUAUUACUGGGAUGUGCACUCCCUAUUUGGAUGUCUUUUGGGUUCAAUGAUCGACCACUUUCCCCUUUUGCUGGAGUUUUGAGCCUUGGUAUUGGAGAUACUAUGGCAUCAAUGGUCGGCCACAAGUAUGGUGUCCUUAGGUGGAGCAAAACUGGAAAGAAAACUGUGGAAGGAACUGCUGCUGGUAUAACAUCUGUUCUGGCUGCAUGCUCUCUUCUGCUUCCACUUUUGGCUUCAACUGGAUAUAUUCUUACGCAGGAUUGGCUCUCUCUUCUUCUGGCCGUUACUGCAAGUGGAAUGUUAGAGGCCUACACAGCUCAACUUGAUAAUGCUUUCAUACCACUUGUCUUCUAUAGUCUUCUAGUCCUGUAGAUGUAGCUCCAAUGUCCCAACAACAAAUACACAAAGGGGCAAUAACAAAAUCCUCAGGUCCUCAGGAUGUUUCUAUGGUUAUCAUGGUAUACUUCACAUUCAGUUUUUUUUGUUUUUUCUUUUUGUAGUUUACUAGGGAUGUGAAGAGCCUCUUGUAUGUUAUGGGCUAUAGAUCAGCUUAGUUUUGAAUUUCGUAUAGAUCUGCGGGAAUUAGGUUUAUCAAAGCAGUAAGAAUGGGGCAGGUUAUAUAUACGUUAGCAAAAGCAUGCGUGCUGUACGGCUAGGUUAUCUAGACAUUUAACAUUGUAUUAUGGGUUAGUUAAAGGACCUACAUAUUCUCAUGUGUAUUAAUGUAUGAUUAAGUUCAACUAUCCUUGAAUAAA
Messenger RNA from Carica papaya (papaya), 2327 nucleotides. The record is from RefSeq and is a predicted model, not a curated record. Lineage: Eukaryota; Viridiplantae; Streptophyta; Magnoliopsida; Brassicales; Caricaceae.